AUGAUUAUGAAUAGUACAAACACAGUUGUAUAUAUCAAAGUUAAGGGUAGGAGACCACAGGGAUUCUUGGAUCCUCCCAAAUUUGAGUGGAAUGGAACAAAGGAGCGACAGCUUUGGACAAUGGUAUCAAAUUUGAAUUAUUCACAAGAUCAAAUAGAUUGGCAGAAUUUAUCAAAAAUAUUUGAAACGCCUGAAUUUUUUCUUAAAAAGAGAACAUAUAAAUUAUUUGCUGAACACUUAGAGCUUUUACAACUACAAUUGGAGAAAAAAAGAGAUCUUGAGAAGUAUUCAAAUGAUCAAGUGAAUGAAGGGAUGUCUGAUUUAAUACAUAAAUAUACCCCUACUUUACAAAAUGAUAAUCUAUUAAAUGUAUCCGCAAGCCCACUGACCACGGAAAGACAGGAUUCUGAAGAAGUUGAGACAGAAGUAACAAAUGAGGCGUUACAACAUUUGCAAACUUCCAAAAUUUUGAACAUUCACAAGAAAACAUCGGAUAGUGAGAAUAAGCCUAAUGACAAAUUGGAUAAGGAUGGUAUUAAUAAAGAAAUGGAGUGCGGUAGUUCAGAUGACGAUUUAUCUUCGAGCUUAAGUGUUAGUAAAUCUGCGUUGGAAGAAGCGCUAAUGGACAGAUUGCAAUUCUGA
Molecule: messenger RNA, 642 nt
Organism: Saccharomyces cerevisiae S288C
Lineage: Eukaryota; Fungi; Ascomycota; Saccharomycetes; Saccharomycetales; Saccharomycetaceae
Gene: ATG29
Product: Atg29p
Exons: 1
Coding region: 1-642 (213 amino acids)
Biological process (GO): autophagosome assembly
Cellular component (GO): phagophore assembly site
Source: RefSeq, marked reviewed